Molecule: messenger RNA, 2414 nt
Organism: Panicum virgatum (switchgrass)
Lineage: Eukaryota; Viridiplantae; Streptophyta; Magnoliopsida; Poales; Poaceae
Product: proline-rich receptor-like protein kinase PERK9
Exons: 4
Coding region: 1-735 (244 amino acids)
Source: RefSeq, a predicted model, not a curated record
AUGGUCAGCGGUACGCUUUCAACCCCGCCCCCGCCCUCCAUCCACCUCGCCCCCGCCCCCGCCCCCGCCCCCCGCAGAACCGCCUCGCCGCCCUCCAUCCACCUCGCCCCCGCCCUCGCAGAAACGCCGCCGCAGCGGUUCCUCCGCCCCUCAUCGACGCCACCCUCGCCCGCCGUCCGCGCCGAUCCGCCCCUCAUCGACGCCACCCCCGCCCGCCGUCCGCGCCGAUCCGCGCCGCCGCUCCGUUCCCGGCCGCCGUACGCGCCGCCGCCGCUGCGCCGCCUCCGGCGUCGCCGAUCCGCGCCGCUUCCCCCAUCCCCGGCCGUCGUCCGCGCUGCUGCUACCUCGGUAUUACCCCCUUCCUAUCUGCUCCCUCCCGCACCCGCGCUCGACGCCACCGCAAGCUCUCCCCUCCCCCUCGCUCACCGCUCCGACCUCCCCCUCUCCGCUCCCCCACCCUCGCCGCUCCGCCCUCCUACCUCGCGCUCCACUCCACCCUCCUCCCCAUCGCGCAGGACGCCGACGCCCGCGCUCGCAGCCGCCGCGAGGUCCCCCGCCGGGAGGGGAAUCGCCACCACGAAGCAGCUUCGAAGCCGGCCGCCGCCGGCCGGAUUCCGGCCAAAUCCGGCCCUAUCCGCCAUAGGUCAGAGAUCCCUGCAUAUAGAAUUUGAUUCAAUUCGGCUCCAAGUCAGAGGAUGGAACAUAUGCCAUGAAGAAGGUGCUGAUACAGAGUAAGGACCAGUUGGAUCUGGUGAGGGAGGAGAUUCGUGUGUCACCUCAACCUGUUGCCGCUUCUUGAUCAUGCUAUAAUAGCCGUCAAGGGAGAUUGGAGCCAUGAAGCAUACCUGCUCUUUCCAGUCCAUUUGGAUGGUACAUUGUUUGACAACGCUAACAUCAUGCUGUCCAGAAAGGAAUUCUAUUCAACAGCUGACGUUCUGCAAAUAUUCCAUCAGGGAAGUCCAUUGAUGAGAUGAGAUCACUAUAUUCAAAUUUCUUGAUGUUGCCAUUACUACUUUUAACAUUGCUUUCUUGCAAUUAUAAUCCCAAUUGGUCGAGAGUCGAGACCAAUGUUCAAUAUGAAAUAAGUUAUCAUGUAAGUCCUUCGUAAUCUUUCUGAAAUAAAAGGACUGCUGGCAUGGCAUUACUUUGUUUGUUAGCUUGCAUGGUUUGUUUUUACUCGAGUAGAAUUAUAGCUCAUUGGUAACAAACAUGCUUUGGCAUUACUUUGUUUGUUAGCUUGCAUGGUUUGUUUUUACUCGAGUAGAAUUAUAGCUCAUUGGUAACAAACAUGCUUUCUACUUCAUGUACCAUGUAUGCCUCAUGUCAUAUUAAAUUGGGAAAGCUCGGGAAGAGCAAGUUGUAGUAUGUGUAUAAAGUAACUCUAAUCCUAUUGGUUUCUUAUAGUCUUCUUAUGUUGCUGCAUCAAAAUUACCUUCCUGUAUUGGUAGAAUGGGAUAUCAUAACUUGCAUGCGAAAUGGUUACCCUUGUUCUUUUUCAUCCUGUAUGUACUUCUGUAUUGUGUAUGCUGAUAGAAGGUUACUGACAGAUGUGUGAAGGACUGAAGCACAUGCACAGCUUUGAUCCUCCAUAUGCUCAUAAUGAUGUGAAGCCUGGUAAUGUUCUUAUAACCCGUCGUAAAGGACAAGCACCUGUUGCAACUUUGAUGGAUUUUAGAAGUGCAAGGCCUGCAAGAAAGCAAAUCCGUUCUCAUUCUGAGGUGUUACAGCUGCAGGUUUGAAGCAUUAGCUUCUGGGUUUUUUGCCGCAUAAGAUAACUCUUGGUAAACUGUGUUUUCAUUUUUCAUAUAAUAUUAAAUAUUUAUCUCCAUAAUCUAGAUAUCCAUUUUGCUUGCUACUCAAAUGUACAAAUAAGUUUCAGUGACUCUUCAGAAACCAAAAAAUAAGAAGGAAAUGCUGACUGUAAGUUCUGUUCUUUCCAUAAGUUAGUGAAAUUGCAAGGCUGUGUAAUCUUCUAGACAGGUGAUCUUACUUUUUAAUAUUCAGGUUCUAGCUCAAAGAAUUUGAAAUCUUGGUACAUUGAAAGCUAUCGUUGUCUAAGUAUUACUGAAUACUGACCCAUAUCUUGUUCUGUGUAGGAGUGGGCUGCUGAGCAUUGCUCUGCACCUUAUCGUGCCCCUGAAUUAUGGUUGUGCCCCUGAAUUAGGAGUGGGCUGCUGAGCAUGGACCUUGCAGAAGCAGGUUUGUCCAAGUAUUUGGAUAUGGCGACAAUAGUUGUGCUACUGAAUGUCACAGCUCACAGUGUUGUACCACCUUAUUACUGCCUUUGAAUAGUUCAUUUGAUCGUCACUAACAGUGGAGUGUGCUAUCGAAUAUUAAUGUAGAGAUUGGGUCCUUUACAAUUUAAUUUGUCUCAUGGUUCACUUUGGUUAUUGCAACAUGUGAUUGUUUGUUGA